Molecule: messenger RNA, 4250 nt
Organism: Xyrauchen texanus (razorback sucker)
Lineage: Eukaryota; Metazoa; Chordata; Actinopteri; Cypriniformes; Catostomidae
Product: solute carrier family 12 member 3-like
Exons: 26
Coding region: 69-3104 (1011 amino acids)
Biological process (GO): chloride ion homeostasis; sodium ion homeostasis; chloride transmembrane transport
Cellular component (GO): membrane
Molecular function (GO): sodium:potassium:chloride symporter activity
Source: RefSeq, a predicted model, not a curated record
CGACCCUUUGCUUUAUUCAGACAUCUUCAAUUCACUUGCGUGGAGAUCAUCCACAGGCCAAUGAAGGAAUGAACCUCACAACCAACAGAAGCCAAUUCUCGGUCUCUUCGGGACUGAGCAAUGGAGAUGACCGUAAAUUCAGUUUGGGGGGAUGUAGCAGUUAUGAUAAUGACAGUGUGGCCUCACACAGCUCUGUGGUCUUUUCUGGAUAUGACACAUUGGAUACCCCACCAAGUUAUGACUUCUAUACUAACACAGAGGUUUUUGGGAGAGCAAAGAAAUCAAGACCUUCUCUCUUUCAGCUUCACUCCAACCCUCAGGAUGACCCAUCUCCACCUCCUCUGUAUGAGGAGACGAGUGUGGACAAACAGAGCCCAGAGGAAGACGAAUCGGCAGAACCUCCUCCAGAACCAAUGCGUUUUGGAUGGGCUCAGGGAGUCAUGAUCCGCUGUAUGCUGAAUAUCUGGGGAGUUAUUCUGUACCUGAGGCUUCCCUGGAUCACAGCUCAGGCAGGGAUUGGUCUGACUUGGAUUAUUAUAUUGGUGUCCUCCUCUAUAACGGGCAUCACUGGCCUGUCCACAUCAGCCAUUGCCACUAAUGGAAAAGUUAAAGGAGGUGGAACUUAUUUCCUGAUCUCUCGCAGUUUAGGCCCAGAGCUCGGAGGUUCAAUUGGGCUCAUUUUUGCUUUCGCUAAUGCAGUGGCUGUGGCCAUGCACACUGUGGGCUUUGCUGAAACAGUGCAGGCUCUCAUGCAGGAUAGUGAGGUUUGCAUGGUAGACCGACUUAAUGAUAUUCGUAUCAUUGGAGUGAUCACUGUCACCUGCUUGUUGGCUAUCUCAAUGGCUGGAAUGGAAUGGGAGUCCAAGGCCCAGGUCUUGUUUUUCAUUCUCAUAAUGGUCUCCUUUGCCAGUUACAUUGUGGGUACCAUCAUGCCAUCCACUACACAGAAGCAAGCCAGAGGUUUUUUCAGCUACAGAUCCGAUAUUUUUGCGGAUAACUUUGUGCCCGGCUGGCGUGGACCAGAGGGCAGUUUCUUUGGCAUGUUUUCCAUCUUCUUCCCCUCAGCUACAGGCAUCCUUGCAGGGGCUAAUAUCUCUGGAGACCUGAAGGACCCUAAUAUUGCUAUACCCCGUGGUACAAUGCUGGCUAUUUUUUGGACCACUAUGUCAUAUCUCAUUAUCUCAGCUACUAUUGGCUCCUGUGUAAUUCGCGAUGCUUCAGGUAAUUUAAAUGACACCAUUCCGCCUCCAUAUGAAGACUGCUUGGGAGUGGGCUGCCACUAUGGCUGGAACUUCAGUGAGUGUAUGAACAACAGGACCUGCGAUUUUGGACUCAUCAAUAAUUAUCAGACUAUGAGCUUGGUGUCAGCUUUUUCUCCUCUGAUCGCUGCUGGCAUUUUUGGAGCCACUCUUUCAUCAGCCUUGGCUUGUCUGGUGUCCGCCCCUAAAGUGUUCCAGUGCCUUUGCAAGGACAACCUGUAUCCAGGCAUUGGUUUUUUUGGGAAGAGUUAUGGGAAGAAUAAUGAGCCACUGAGAAGCUACAUGCUAGCCUACAUCAUCGCUGUAUGCUUCAUUCUUAUUGCUGAGCUGAACACCAUUGCUCCCAUCAUCUCCAACUUCUUCCUCUGCUCCUAUGCCCUCAUUAACUUCAGUUGCUUCCAUGCCUCCAUCACUAACUCACCAGGUUGGCGUCCAACCUUUCGAUUCUACAGCAAGUGGCUGUCUUUGCUUGGAGCGGUGGUGUCUGUAAUCAUCAUGUUUCUCCUAACCUGGUGGGCUGCUCUCAUAGCCAUUGGCAUAAUCAUCUUCCUGCUGGGAUACGUGCUGUAUAAGAAACCUGAUGUUAACUGGGGCUCUUCAAUGCAAGCCAGCUCAUACAACAUGGCACUAUCUCAGUGUGUAGGUCUGAACCAAGUAGAAGACCAUAUUAAGAAUUAUAGACCACAGUGUCUUAUUCUCAGUGGACCGCCCUCUAUGCGUCCUUCCCUGGUGGAUUUUAUCAGUACCUUCACCAAGAACCAGAGCCUGAUGAUAUGUGCAAAUGUCCUUAAAGGGGGACACUCACCUGUUGCUGUGGACAGCAGUACUUAUAUAAGCUGGCUAAACAAGCGGCGCAUUAAGUCUUUCUACCACACUGUAGUGGCUGAUGACCUUCGCGUUGGUGUACAGAUGUUGCUCCAGUCUACAGGAUUGGGUCGGAUGAAGCCUAAUGUCCUAGUGAUGGGAUAUAAAAUGAACUGGCGUAAAGGUCAACCGAGCAACAUAGAAAACUAUAUUGGAAUUUUGCAUGAUGCAUUUGACCUGCAAUAUGGUGUUUGUGUCCUUCGGAUGAAGGAGGGUCUUGAUAUAAGUCGAACAAUAAAGGCGCAUGUGAAUCUAGGGUUUGAGACAUCCACUGAAAAGGUACUUGACACCAGGACCUCCACUUCUACUACCACACCCACAAUUGACACAUCAUUGGAUCCUGAGGCACUGAUGGCCGUGUCCCAGCCUGCCACUGUGUUUCAGUCUAGACAGGGCAAGAAGACCAUCGAUGUGUAUUGGCUCUCUGAUGACGGGGGUCUGACACUAUUGGUGCCAUACCUCCUGACCCGUAAGAAGCGAUGGGCUAGAUGCAAAGUGAGGGUGUUUGUCGGAGGUGAAGUUCAGCAGAUUGAGGAACAGAAACAAGAGCUAAAAACUCUGAUCGCCAGGUUUCGUCUGGGUUUCCAAGAUAUUCAAGUCCUUCCUGACAUCAAUGGAAAACCACAGUCUGAGCACAUAAAGAGAUUUGAAGAUCUCAUAGCUCCAUAUAGAGUAAGUGCAGUCCAAAAGAAUGAUCAAGAAGCAGAUGAGACAACGAAGGAAUGUCCCUGGAUGAUGUCUGAUGAGGAGGUGGAAAAGUUCAAGGCUAAGUCCCUUCGACAGAUCCGCCUGAAUGAAGUUAUUCAAGAUUACUCAAGAGAUGCUGCCUUAAUUGUUGUCACCAUGCCUGUAGGGCGGAGAGGGGCAUGCCCUAGUGCCCUCUACAUGGCUUGGUUAGAGAUUGUGUCCCGUGACCUUCGACCUCCCGUUCUUCUUGUCAGAGGAAAUCAGGAGAAUGUGCUGACACAGUACUGCCAGUGAGCGCGACCUAUUCCAGACAAAACUGUCCAGAUGCCUACAUCCAAUGGAAAGAUACUUGUCAAUGUUAAAUUGUUCAAAUCAACUUGUUAAUAUGUUAAAUCAUGGCAGAUUUACAUGUGUUUACUACUUGUUGUGUUGUUUAUUCAAAAUGUUAAUUGCAUGUUUUAGUGUUUUUCUCCUGAAAAAAGCAAAAGACUAAUGAAUUUUCUCUUAAAACCAUAAAUCACAUUUAGUUACAAGCCUAAUAAUGACAUUACAAGCUUCUCUGUUGAUUCUGAUGAUAAUAAUUCAACAAUUGAACAAUUAGCAUAUGUAUAGACUUGUUCUCUUUUUAACGCCAAAUGUUACUAAAUAUAUAUUUAACCCUUAUAUUGUGUUUCAGUCAAAGCUGACCAAUGAAUUUUUUUCUUAUUUUUUUCAUCCAGUUUUAUCAGCAUUGCUUUUUUGUUUUUAGCUAAUUUUCAUAAAAUGUUAUUGGUUUAUGAUCUACUUAUCACAUUAUGUUGUGUUUGAGCUUGUUUGAAUCGGUAUAAUCUGCUGUAAGUUACAAAUUGUCAUUGUCUAUGUUAUAUGUAUGUUUUAGUAAGUAAUAAGGACAAAUGUGACAAAAAGACACUCCUAGUUAUUAUAUUUAUGUGUGUUAGUGGGAAUUUUAUACACUAAUAAUCAUUGCAGUUUGGCCUCUGUGUGAAACAAAUCUGCUCAAUGCAUUUUACUAAUCGAGACCUUUCCAAAUAUAUAUAAAACAUGACUACGACAUCUAAUCUUUUUUGUAUGUUUUUAUCCAAUGCUUUUAAUCAAAUCUGCAAAUGAUGUAUAUAAUUGUCUGAAAAUUAAAAAGCAUAAAAAGCAAUUGGUUAUAAUUUUCUACAUUAUUAUUAGAAAACAAAUGUUUACAGGGUGUGCCACCACUAGCCCAGUAAAACUCAGUUUAAUGAAUUCAAUAAUAAAAAAUAAAAAAAAUACAUGCAAUAUAAAAAAUAAAAAACCUGUUAUAAAAAAAAAAAAAGUUGAAAAAAGAUCUAAUGCAUAUUAUUGGAAUAAUAUGACCAAAAUUAAAGAUUUAUUAACAAUUUUAGUGGGCUGGUCAGUUUUGACUGAACACAAAAGGUGUUUGCACAAACGAAUACAACACAAGGGUUAAUA